AUGGGCGGAUGCUCGGCUCCCAACUGUUCUAAUUCAACCAGCAUAGGAAAACAGCUAUUUAGAUUCCCCAAAGACCCUGUCAGGAAGAAGAAAUGGGUUGUGAAUUGCCGACGUGACUUUGAGCCAACUCCACAUUCGAGACUCUGCCAAGACCAUUUUGAGGAAAGCCAGUUUGAAGAGUUGGCGAAGUCUCCAGCUGGAGGAAAGAAAUUGAAGCCUAAUGCCAUCCCAACUCUCUUCAAUGCUGGGGAUCCUCCAUACCCUGCUGUUACAGCUCCAUUCAUUUUACUGCCCUUGAAACCUGAGCUUGUGGAGAAGGAACUGAAUGUUGGUGACCAUGGCUAUGCUAGACGCACUCCACUGCUUGGCCUUGAAGAGGAAAAUGGAAAUAGGACAGCUGUGGACCAGCAGUCCUGCACACAAUGCCACCUGCUUAAGAAACAACUGGAGAAAGAGAUGCAGCACACAGUGAGACUGCAGAAGGAGGCAGAGGAGAUGAAGAAACGUCUCUACCGGCUCGACCGUAUUGAGAAGGGACUCCAGAACUUUCUAUAUGAGGACCAGAUCCGUGCCCUGUCUCUCACCAAGCGAUCUAGACGAGCUGUGUGGUCUCCGGAAACUAUCCUUAAGGCCAGAAAGAUCCGAAGCGCAGUUGGUACCAAAGGCUACGAAUACCUGAGAGAGCUAGGUUAUCCGUUACCAUCAUAUCGAACUCUAUGUAAUCGCCUGGAAACCAAAAUAAUGGUCACGACGGACAUGAGCUGCGAAGAACUAGCAGAGUUGGGCCUGGGACUCAUGGCCAACUGUGACAGCCCAACAGGUGUUGGAGACAAUGAUGAAGAAGACCUUUUAGGUGUCUUGUCCUGA
This is a messenger RNA of Nerophis lumbriciformis (worm pipefish), 867 nucleotides long. NCBI's taxonomy places the organism in Eukaryota, Metazoa, Chordata, Actinopteri, Syngnathiformes, Syngnathidae. The record is from RefSeq and is a predicted model, not a curated record.